AUGCUGUUCAAGAGGGAGGCGGAGACCAAGACUUCAACCAAGACUUCAGCCAAUCUGGUAGGCCGCCAGCGAGCAUCAAAAUCACCACCGAGAUGCGUUAGCAAUCUGGCCCUCAGCGAAGAUGAUAGUCCUGAGGAACACGGAGGAGACCCAGACUUCCAGGCUGGUGAGCAGCGAGUGCCGCAUCCCGGCCAAGACAGUGUGGAAUCCUCGCUGUCGGCCAAAUCUCAAAACUUCUAUGACACCAACUACGAUGCUCUCCGCCCUCUCGCUUCCUAUCGACUUCUUCACCAGCCAUGUCGUUUGGCGGCAUCAUCUAUCGGAGGUCACUUGCGAAGGGGACCGCAGCGAGAUACGCCAUCGGUGCCUCAAGACACAAGGCGCGAAGCCCAUCGAGCCACUGCUUCUGAAGCGAUUCGGAAGUGA
This is a messenger RNA of Ramularia collo-cygni, 426 nucleotides long. RefSeq lists its product as uncharacterized. Lineage: Eukaryota; Fungi; Ascomycota; Dothideomycetes; Mycosphaerellales; Mycosphaerellaceae. The transcript has a single exon. Bases 1 to 426 code for a protein of 141 amino acids. The record is from RefSeq and is a predicted model, not a curated record.